This is a messenger RNA of Fusarium coffeatum, 1248 nucleotides long. RefSeq lists its product as uncharacterized. Gene Ontology annotation, cellular component: checkpoint clamp complex; nucleus. Gene Ontology annotation, biological process: protein N-linked glycosylation; DNA repair; DNA damage checkpoint signaling. The record is from RefSeq and is a predicted model, not a curated record. Lineage: Eukaryota; Fungi; Ascomycota; Sordariomycetes; Hypocreales; Nectriaceae. The transcript is spliced from 4 exons. The coding region runs from base 1 to 1248 and encodes 415 amino acids.
AUGGAUUCUUCGCUGCAUGAGGUCUGGCAAGCUGCUGCUGGCAGUCCCUUCUUUCCUACCGUGAAUAAGGACACCCAGUUCACGUUGGCCUUUGCCUUGCUGUUUGUCGGCUUCUUCCUCGCUGGUGUCUUUGCCCUGAACCGCACUUUCAUCAACGUUCCCCUACUAGGUGUUCCGGCUUCCCUCGCUAUUGCUUGGAGCAAUCAAGAGAAGACGCUACUUCGCGCGCCAAUUGCCUUUCUGCCUGUUUUUGAACCUUUCAUUCACGCACCUUUCCCAAACAACCACAGCCGCAACCUCGAUAUGUCUGCAGAAACCCAACCUAUUUUCCGCGCGGUCGCGACUUCGACCAGACCACUGUAUCAACUUUUGAGGUGCAUCAACUUUGCACCCAGGGUUCAUGUUCAAAUUACAGAGGACGGCGUUCGUUUCGCUUCCGAUCAUGCGCGGGUGAUGCAGGGUGUUGCGUUUCUCGACAAAUCUCUCUUUUCUUCUUAUACGGCCAAUGUACCCGCUCAGGACACCGAAGACGCACCUGAGCUUCCUAAUUUCCAACUUUCCUUGUCGUCCGUACUUGAGGUACUCCAGAUUUUUGGAGCCGUAGAUGUGGCCACUCGCGCUCAAAAAGCAGAGCAAGAUCCGUACCGCAGCAAUCUCCGGAACUAUCGCCCUGAUGCAUUCAGCAACCAAACCCUUGGUAUUUCUGGCACUUGCACUCUCCUGUACGCCGAAGAAGGGGACCCUUUUAAGAUCACCAUCGAGGAAUCUGGCGUGAAGACAACUGCAUCUCUGACCACCUACUUACCAGAGAUACCUGACGACAUUCCUUUUGACCGCACUGAUCUGACUUUCAAAAUCAUCAUGCAAUCUCGAACUUUGCUCGAUUCUCUCGCGGAGAUUUCUCCAACAGCGCCUCUGAGAUUGACGAUAACGGCCACUAAAAGCUCGCCUUUUCUAUCAAUCGCUGGUGUGGGAGAUCUAGGAAGUUCGGGCGUGGAUUUUGCACGAGGAAGGGAACUUCUUGAGACGUUUACCAUUCAAGACCGUUGGUCACAGUCCUAUAAGUUCGAUUUUAUCAAGAAUUCGACAGAAGCGAUGCGAAUCGCCAGCAAAGUCAGCUUACGAGGUGAUUCACAGGGUGUUCUGAGUCUGCAGUUCAUGGUGAAUGUAGAGGGUGGCAAGCAAAGCUUUUUGGACUUUCGAUUUGUGCCAUUUCUGCAGAACGAGGACGACGAUGAAGCUGACUGA